AUGAUGGCCAUUUUAGUUGUUUUACGUGCACAGCUUACAUACGUAUUUGCGUCUUACUGUUUUAUUACCGUUCUUAUUAUCACAGUCUCUUAUGUUAUUAUUAUUUUGAAUGUCAAAAGCAGCCCUCAAUCACAUAUUUUUGGAUCAAAGCUUUUAGCAGAGAAGAAACUAUCAAUAACCUUAUUUGCAAUGACUGUGGCGUCCUUCCUGACCAUUCUACCUUUGGCUGUUUGGGUAGCUAUGUUGAGACACAUAUGGUGUGAGUUGAGCCCUGUGAUAGCUGAUCGCUUUCGCUUUACAUUUUCUGGCUUAUAUUUAUGUAAUUCCAUAGUUAAUCCGAUAAUAUACGCUUUAAGAAUGCAAGAAUUCAGAAAAGCAGUCAGGAAACUUUGUUGU
This is a messenger RNA of Porites evermanni, 396 nucleotides long. The record is from the annotation of a GenBank genome assembly. NCBI's taxonomy places the organism in Eukaryota, Metazoa, Cnidaria, Anthozoa, Scleractinia, Poritidae.